Messenger RNA from Otolemur garnettii (small-eared galago), 741 nucleotides. Its product is annotated as serine protease 44-like. Bases 1 to 741 code for a protein of 246 amino acids. Gene Ontology annotation, biological process: proteolysis. Lineage: Eukaryota; Metazoa; Chordata; Mammalia; Primates; Galagidae. Gene Ontology annotation, molecular function: serine-type endopeptidase activity. The record is from RefSeq and is a predicted model, not a curated record. The transcript has 5 exons.
AUGGCGUCCGCCGGAGCCGGCUCCCUGGGCCUCCUGGCCUGGCUGCUGCUACUUCAGCCCUGGCUCUGCCAGGCCAGGCUUGUCCUUGAGAUAAUUUUCGAAUAUGUGGUGAAGAUAGGAGACACAGAUGUGCAUCAUCUGUCCAGAUCUUCAGUCAUUGUCCCAGUUGAAGACAUUGUUAUCCAUGAAGAUUUUAAUUAUGUUACAAUUGAAAAUGACAUCGCCCUUGCUCUGCUAGCCUUCCCUGUGAAUUACUCCACACACAUCCAGCCUGUGUGCUUCCCUGACAAGACUUUCAUGGUGAAAACUGAUACUCCAUGCUGGGUGACUGGAUGGGGCAGACUCACGGAGAAAGCUACGACAAUGCCAAAUAAGCUUCAGGAGGCUGAGCUACACAUUAUUCGUCGUGAGAAAUGUUUGGAGAUACUUGAGAAAAAGACGGGGCGUAACUUUAUCUUGGGAAAUGCUGUUUGUGCCUAUGCUGAAGGAAAAGAUUCCUGCAAGGGAGAUUCUGGGGGACCCCUGGUCUGUGAAUUAAAUGAUACCUGGAUCCAGGUCGGGAUUGUGAGUUGGGGCCUUGGCUGUGCUAAGAAAGGAUUUCCAGGAAUUUAUACGGAAGUUAGUUUCUAUAAGGACUGGAUCAUUGCUCACAUGAGUCAAGCUUCCUGUCUGAACUCAGUAGGCUUCCUUGUUCUAAUCCUGUGUCUGGUGCUGCCUCUGGACAUCCUGGUGACACUAUGA